Messenger RNA from Zingiber officinale, 540 nucleotides. RefSeq lists its product as uncharacterized. The transcript has 2 exons. The record is from RefSeq and is a predicted model, not a curated record. The coding region runs from base 1 to 540 and encodes 179 amino acids. NCBI's taxonomy places the organism in Eukaryota, Viridiplantae, Streptophyta, Magnoliopsida, Zingiberales, Zingiberaceae. Gene Ontology annotation, molecular function: nucleic acid binding. Gene Ontology annotation, biological process: DNA integration.
AUGGUCCAAAAAUUUAUCUGCCAGUAUAUCAUCUAUCGGUUCGGCAUUCCGCGUCGACUCAUCUCAGACAAUGGUAGACAGUUCGCCGAACGGAAACUCAAAGAGUGGUGCGAGGAGUAUGACAUCCAAGGGAACUGGGUGGACGAGCUCCCCGGCGUGUUAUGGGCAAUCCGCACGACCCCUAAGGAAGGCACGGGGGUAACCCCAUUCCACCUGGUGUACGACGGUGAAGCGGUCGUCCCAGUCGAGGUCGGAGUCGAAUCCAAUCGAAUACAACACUACAACGAAGACAACGCCGAGUGGAGGCUUCUGGAGCUGGACUUUAUGGAUGAGACGCGCGACAAAGUAGCCGUUUGGCUGAUGGCUUAUAGGCAGAGGAUGAGGCAAAACUACAAUCGACAAGUGAUCUCAAGGUCGUUCCAGGUUGGCGACCUCGUAUGGAAGAAGGUGAAGCUGGUCGGCGACAUCACUAAACUAGAAGCUUCGUGGCCCGGACCAUUCAAAGUCGUGGAGAAGCUCCGCUCUGGCGCUACUACCUAG